UUCUACUGGGCUGAAAAGAGCGCCGGCUGAAAAAGAUAGGGUGAAGAAGUAUACACUAUUUACGAAUACAAUAUAAAAAUAAAAACGCAUGCAAACAGAAUUUGCAAAUAAAAAUAUAAUGAUACGUUUGGUUAAUGUAGAUGAAACGAAGUAGGCCUCUAUGAAAACAGUUCAGUGAAAAAAUCAAGUCAGUUAAGACGAACUAUCAGUGCACGUCAAGAUACAUUCCUGUGCUGGUAUAAAAUUUCAUAAAUAUAAGAAAUCCUUCAAAAUGUUUGCCCUUUGGUAUGCAGCUUUAACAUAUAAAGAGUACAAAGAUGUUCUUUGGGAAAAGAUAUUACCAAAGAAGCGAACCUCAACUCCCGCUAAAGAAACGGCAGUGGUAUGCCCAUUACCCCCUAAACGAAGUGAGCCCUCCAAAAUACCAAUUGUGGAGCCACCUAAAUCACCAAGAACACCAUCUCCGGUACCUUCCAAUCUCUCGACUCCAGAAUAUCCCCUGUCUCCUCAAGCCACUUCAACCCCUAUUAAACGAAGCCCAGAGAACCCAAAACCUCUGGAACCUCCAGCCAAGCCUCCUAGAUCUCCAUCUCCACAUCCAAUAAAAUCUGAAACACUUGAUGAUAUUGAGUACGAGGAUGAAGAUGAAGAAGAAGAGGAGGAAGCAAGCGAUGUUGAAGAGGACGAUGAAAAUUCGGUCAUCUCAUCUUCCCCUAGAAGGGCUCAGUUAUCAAAUACUGUUAACGAGUUCAUUAACCAAGAAGUAAACCAGCCCAAUUCCUUACGCCUGAAUCAGACAAGGUAGAGAGUGUUUUUUUUUUGACUUUUACUGUUGGUCAGGUGCGAACUUUAGUUUGAUAAUAAUUUGGGUAAGUUUGACCAAUUGUUUCUUUCGUUAUUGUUUUUUUUUUGUUUCACUAAUAUUUAUUGUUUGUAACUGUUAGAUAAUUUAUUGGAGAGUUUUAAAUAAUUUUAAUGAAUAAAAUGUUUUAAAAGUU
Molecule: messenger RNA, 998 nt
Organism: Anoplophora glabripennis (Asian longhorned beetle)
Lineage: Eukaryota; Metazoa; Arthropoda; Insecta; Coleoptera; Cerambycidae
Product: neurofilament medium polypeptide-like
Exons: 3
Coding region: 272-805 (177 amino acids)
Source: RefSeq, a predicted model, not a curated record